AUGGUGCUGCUCUUUGCUGUUACUCUCAUAUGUGUAUGGUUAGUUUACGAGUUAUACUGGAAAAGAAGGAACUUACCUCCAGGCCCUACGCCAUUGCCAUUCUUAGGAAAUUUACCAAUUCUUCAAAAAUAUCAACCUGGCCAUGAAGCAUUUGAAGUUUUGAGAAAAGAGUAUGGCCCUAUAUUCACUUUUUGGUUUGGUAACCAGCCCAUGGUUAUGGUGUGUGACUAUAAUCUCAUGAAAGACUUAUUUGUUAAAGAUUCGGAACAUUUCUCGGAAAGAGCUUGUCUAGGAAGUCUAGGUGUGAUUAUGAGAGGUGGCUCUUAUGGUAUAAUUGAUACUAACGGAGACAAGUGGAGAAUCCAUCGCCGGUUUGCGCUUCAUGUUCUCAGAGAUUUGGGUGUUGGUGGUAAUAUUGCCGAGCAACAUAUUUUGUUUGAGACCGAAGUUUUAUUGAAAAGUAUAGGAGCUUCGCGUGGUGAGCUCAUGGAUAUCAAAAAACAUUUACGGAAAGCUAUCGCUUCAACAAUCAAUCUAUUUCUUUUCGGAUAUCGUUUCUCUGAAGACAAAACCGAUGAACUCGAAAAAAUUAUGUCAACACUGGAUGAUCUAAAAAAAGCACAGUCUGGCUUUUUCGCUUUACUUGUUAGCAUUUUCCCUGUUCUCAUGAACCUCCCAUGGUUCAAAAAUCUCUCUGACAAAUUACUGAAAACAUUCGACUUUUUCUCCAAUUUUACCCUAGGCCAAAUCGAUCAAUACAGAAAAGAGAUUGACUAUGAAUCCGACGAAGUCAGGAGUUAUGUGGAAGCAUACUUAAAGGAACAGAGAAAGCGGGAACUAGAGGAGGAUUUUGAGUCAUUCAGUAAUCGUCAAUUAGUCAACGUUUGUUUCGAUUUAUGGUUUGCUGGAUUUGAUACAACUUUUACUACGAUACAAUGGGCUCUUAUCUAUUUAGCAAACAAUCCAGAUGUUCAAGAGAAAAUGAGGGAGGAGCUAGCUACUGUUAUUGGGAAGGAUCAGAUGGUUACAAUGGCAGAGAAAACCAAGUUGCCAUACUGCCAAGCUGUUCUUAACUCUGAAGAACUGAUUCCUUUCUCACUUGGUAAACGACAAUGUCUUGGUGAAGGCCUUGCACGAAUGGAACUCUAUAUCUUCCUAAUCAAUAUGGUUCAUAAAUAUAAGAUAAGUGGAAAAGAUCUACCUCUAAUUGCAGAUUCUAUAUUCAUGAUGACAAACGUUCCAGUGGAAAAAUUGACUUUUACGAAAGUAUAA
Auanema sp. JU1783 is the source of this 1272-nucleotide messenger RNA. Lineage: Eukaryota; Metazoa; Nematoda; Chromadorea; Rhabditida; Rhabditidae. The record is from the annotation of a GenBank genome assembly.